Messenger RNA from Sorghum bicolor (sorghum), 360 nucleotides. RefSeq lists its product as uncharacterized. NCBI's taxonomy places the organism in Eukaryota, Viridiplantae, Streptophyta, Magnoliopsida, Poales, Poaceae. The record is from RefSeq and is a predicted model, not a curated record. The coding region runs from base 1 to 345 and encodes 114 amino acids. The transcript is spliced from 4 exons.
AUGCUGCCUAGGGAUCUUGCAGCCUGCUCGAAGGUAAGCAAGUGGGCAGGGAGGGAGGGAAGGAAGGAAGGAGAGAGAGGAACCAGCUUGCUUGAAGGCAUGGAUGAUGAUGAUUUUCUUUCUGAUGCUGAGUCUGCAAAUGGUGAGAGUGAGGAUGAGUUUACUAUGAACUCUCAACAAGACAACAAUUCUGAUUCUAUGAAUGUUGAUGAGGAUCCAAAUCCUGCAGAUGAUGUUAUUGAUACUGCUGAGAUGCUGAAGACUUUCAAGCAUCUGCAAGAAGCUUUUUCUGGGUUUGCUAAGUUUGUUGACAAGAAAGGGAAAUCAAGACGAUCUGGCAUCUAGACCCGUUCUGAAAAG